GGGACAGGGAAGGGAUCAGUGAUGAGGAGUGAUGGGGCUGGAGGUUAAUCCUUGCCACCUGAAAGACUCAAACACACAGUUCUGUGAGACAGCCAGAAUUACUGAAUCCAGGAGACUGAAGAUGCUGCUGCUGCUGCUGUGGGAGCAGCUGUUCCUGGUGUCAUUUGUUGGCUGCCUUGCAGAUGUGGAGAGCUCCAGGACGAGGAUGAGGAGCGCGGUGUCGGUGCGCGAAGGCCAGGGCGUCGUGCUGCUCUGUGGGACCCCGCCCCGGGCUGGAGACCUGUCGUUCGCCUGGAUCUUCAACGAGUACCCGUCGUUCGUGCAGGAGGACAGCCGGCGCUUCGUGUCCCAGGAGACGGGGCACCUGUACAUCGCCAAGGUGGAGCCCUCGGACGUGGGCAACUACAGCUGUGUGGUGACCAGCAGGGCCAGCAGGAGCCCCGUGCUGGGCUCCCCCACGCCCCUGGUGCUGCGCACGGACGGUGUGAUGGGGGAAUACGAGCCCAAAAUAGAAGUUCAGUUCCCUGAGACCCUGGCAGCAGCCAAAGGCUCCACUGUGAAGCUGGAGUGCUUUGCACUGGGAAACCCCGUGCCUCAGAUUAACUGGAGAAGAACUGACGGGCUGCCAUUUCCAAGUAAAAUAAAGCUGAGGAAAUCCAAUGGCAUGAUUGAAAUCCCUAAUUUCCAGCAGGAGGAUGCAGGGCUUUAUGAAUGCAUUACUGAAAACUCCAGGGGCAAAAACAUUGCAAGAGGACGUCUCACUUACUAUGCAAAGCCUCACUGGGUGCAGCCCAUACAGGAUGUGGAGGUUGCUGUGGAGGACACCUUGUUCUGGGACUGCAGAGCCAGUGGGAAGCCCAAACCCUCCUACAGGUGGCUGAAGAAUGGAGAGCAGCUGGCAAUAGAGGGAAGGAUCCAAAUUGAAAAUGGUGCACUUACAAUAUCAAAUCUAAAUCUGACAGAUUCUGGCAGAUACCAGUGCAUAGCUGAAAAUAAGCAUGGUGUCAUCUCUUCGAGUGCAGAGCUCAGGGUUGUAGCUUCUGCUCCAGAUUUUUCCAAGAGUCCAAUGAAGAGACUGAUCCAGGUUCAGAUAGGCAGCACAGUUGAUUUUGAGUGCAAACCCAAAGCUUUCCCCAAGGCCAAAUGUUCCUGGAAGAAGGGAGGUGAGCAGCUGCAGGAAAAUGAAAGGAUCAGCCUGUUAAAGGAUGGAGGGCUGAGGGUGGCCAACGUGACCAAGGGGGAUGCUGGCACCUACACCUGCCUGGCCACAAACCAGUUUGGAACAGCCAGGGGCUCCACCAGCCUGGUGGUUACAGAGCCAACCAGGAUCACCUUGGCCCCUUCCAACCUGGAUGUGACCGUGGGGGAGAGCGUGGUGCUGCCCUGCCAGGUGCAGCACGAUCCCCUGCUGGACAUCAGCUUCACCUGGUACUUCAACGGGAGCCUCACCGACUUCCAGAGGGACGCAUCCCACUUCGAGAAGGUUGGAGGGAGCGCAUCAGGGGAUCUGAUGAUCAGGAACAUCCAGCUGAAGCACAGUGGGAAGUACGUGUGCAUGGUGAAGACAGAGGUGGACAGCGUGGCCUCUGCUGCCGACCUCAUCGUGAGAGGCUCUCCUGGGCCCCCUGAGCACGUGAGGGUGGACGAGAUCACGGACACCACAGCCCAGAUCUCCUGGCAGGAGGGCACGGACAACCACAGCCCCGUGACCACCUACACCAUCCAGGCCAGGACGCCCUUCUCCGUGGGCUGGCAGAGAGCCACCACAGUUCCGGACGUGAUCGACGGCAGAACUUUCACGAGCACAGUAGUGGAUUUAAAUCCUUGGGUUGAAUAUGAAUUUCGUGUAGUUGCCACCAACAAAAUAGGAGGUGGAGAGCCUAGUUUGCCCUCAGAAAAAGUAAGAACUGAAGAGGCAGUUCCUGAAAUUCCCCCCUCUGAGGUCAGUGGGGGAGGAGGCAGCAGGUCUGAGCUGGUCAUAACGUGGGAUCCCGUCCCUGAGGAGCUGCAGAACGGGGAAGGAUUUGGGUACGUGGUGGCUUUCCGCCCCUCGGGCACCUCGACGUGGAUCCAGACCGUGGUGACCUCCCCUGACACCCCCAGAUACGUCUUCAGGAACGAGAGCAUCCUGCCCUUCUCGCCCUACGAGGUCAAGGUCGGCGUCUACAACAACAAAGGAGAGGGGCCCUUCAGCGCCGUGGCCACAGUGUUCUCAGCUGAGGAAGAGCCCAGCACGGCCCCCUCAGGAGUGUCUGCCACCAGCCUGUCCUCCUCAGCCAUCCAGGUGUCCUGGACAGCCAUUCCCUGGAAGAUGAGCAAUGGGAGGCUGCUGGGCUAUGAGGUUAGGUACUGGAAUAAAGGCCAGAAAGAAGAAUCUUCCAACAGAGUGAAAGCAGCAGGGAAUGAAACAUCAAUAAAAAUUACGGGGUUGAGGAGCAACCUGGAUUAUUACACAGCUGUGCGUGCCUACAACAGCGCUGGGGCAGGGCCCUUCAGUGCCACCGUCAAUGCCACCACCAAAAAGCCACCACCCAGCCAGCCUCCAGGAAACGUGGUGUGGAAUGUCACAGAGUCCAGGGUGCUGCUGAGCUGGGAGGAGGUCAGAGCCAUGGACAACGAGUCCCAGGUCACGGGCUACAAGGUGCUGUGCAGGAGCAGCCAGGGCGGGCUGCAGGUGCUGACCACGGCGGGCACCACGGCCGAGCUGUGGCUGCAGCUGCAGGACGAUUAUCUCAUCGAGGUCAGGGCCACCACCGAGGGCGGCGACGGCAGCAGCAGCCAGCAGAUCCUCAUCCCCAGGCUAGCCAGUAUGGAUGCAAGAGGUUCUGGACCAUCAGUGUUGAGUAUCUUCAGUGUCUCCAGCUUCUUAGCAACAAUAUUUUCCUUGACCCUUAAUUCUGUGUUGUGCUGAUAUAUUUGCAUUUGCUGGGGGAAAAAAAAAUUGGUUACUAAAGUGCAUUUUUUAAAAAAACUGCAGUGGUUAAUGCAUGUUUUUUCUUCUAUCCUGACGUGUUUUUAAAUUCUUUAUAUUUCACUGUAAGUUGAAGUAAAAAAUACCAUGUAAAGUUUAGCAAAUCCUUUAAAAAGGAAUCUGAAAUGCCUUAAUACUUGAACCAAAGGAGUUUACAUGUUACAUACUUCAGAUACAGUGUGAGAGAGGGGGAGGGAUGGCACUGUGAGGUCAGGGCAAUGAGGGAGAGUGAGAAAAAACAUUUUUACAGCGGCCCUGAAUUGUUCUGGGUCUGUUCUGCAUUGCUAAAAUAGCAUUUGACAUGGAAAGGAUGAAAUCAGAGCUGGGGCUGUUAUCAGCUGGAGUUGAUAAUGGCUGCUCCCAAGGCAGUGCCAUCACCCUGGAGUUGGGAUCAUUUCCCUGCUGCCCUUUGUGGGAGUUGCUCUAAAUGGAAAGAAAUCCCAAAAGAAAUCUCCUUCAAAGAAAUCCCACCUGGAGCAGGGCAAAGGCUCCGUGCUGCUGCUGAGAAAUGAUCUCCCAGCUGUGAUCUGGGGAUGGUUUUGUGCUGCCUCUCAGUAAAUUCUGAAAUUCAUGUCCUCAUCUCCCCACCAUGCCUUCCCUACCCAGGUUCUUUGUUCACAGCCAAACUCUCCCACCCUGAGGGUGCUGUGCUUGCCCUGCUGCCAGUGUCCAGGGGCUCAGGUGCCCACCUG
Molecule: messenger RNA, 3663 nt
Organism: Melozone crissalis (California towhee)
Lineage: Eukaryota; Metazoa; Chordata; Aves; Passeriformes; Passerellidae
Product: contactin-3-like
Exons: 21
Coding region: 32-2911 (959 amino acids)
Biological process (GO): cell-cell adhesion; brain development
Molecular function (GO): cell-cell adhesion mediator activity
Source: RefSeq, a predicted model, not a curated record